Messenger RNA from Salvelinus sp. IW2-2015, 4807 nucleotides. Its product is annotated as protein kinase C and casein kinase substrate in neurons protein 1. The record is from RefSeq and is a predicted model, not a curated record. Gene Ontology annotation, cellular component: endosome; plasma membrane; cytoplasm. Gene Ontology annotation, biological process: regulation of endocytosis; neuron development; positive regulation of dendrite development. Gene Ontology annotation, molecular function: protein binding; phospholipid binding. NCBI's taxonomy places the organism in Eukaryota, Metazoa, Chordata, Actinopteri, Salmoniformes, Salmonidae.
CGCUUUUUGUGCAGCACAAGGCAAGCCUUCACGCUGUCAAUUGACGGAGAAGGGUCUACCUUUUUUAGUUGCUAUAACGGGAACUAUUUUUAUAUUUAGGCCAACAGGGGAGUCGGACACAUCGCAUUGUGUUCUCUGGUGUGCUCCUUCAGGGGAAGGGAUUCUAUAGGGCUCAGUCCUUACCCGGGGUUAUAUGGAAACCUGAUUGACCCAGUAGAGAAGGUUAACUGCAGGAAACUCAACCGCAUCCACGCUUUGAUGUCCUGCAGGCAGCUGACCAGAAGUGCAGUGGCAGUAUUUGUGGAGACAUACAGCUGAGUGUCAUCCGCAUGAAAGUGAAAGCCCAGUCCCUGUUUCCUCAAGAUAGUUCCAAGUGGCAGCAUGUAGAUACAAAACAGUAGUGGCCCCAGGACCGAGCUUUGAGGCGACCCCAUGUCGGACCACAACUGUGUCUGACUUACUAGGACCGAUAGCUAUAAACUGGAAGCAAUCUGUGAGAUGGGACCUGAACCAGUCCAGUAUCUGACAGGCCCAGGAGCUUCUCCAUGCGGUCCAGCAGGAUGGCGUGGCUGAUCGUGUCGAAUGCUGCUUUGAGGUCCAACAGUAUGAGGAUGCUUGCAGCCACAGAGUCAGCAUUCAUCAGGAGGUCAUUGGUGGCCCUUACCAGGGCAGUCUCGGUGCUGUGUCUAGCUCCGGAACCUGACUGGAAGGGUUCAAUGCAUGACGACCGUGACUCUGCUGCAGACUCCCACAACCUCCUCAAGCCCUCUAGGAUCAUGUCGGGCGUCUACGAUGAGUCGGCCAGCCAGGAGGAUGGCACAGACAGCUUCUGGGAGGUGGGGAACUACAAGCGUGCUGUGAAGCGGAUUGAUGACGGCCACAGGCUCUGCAAUGACCUGAUGAACUGUAUACAAGAGCGAGCCAAAAUUGAGAAGGCCUACAGCCAGCAGCUGACCGACUGGUCRAAGAGAUGGAGACAGCUGGUGGAUAAAGGACCCCAGUACGGCAGUGUGGAGAGGGCCUGGGUGGCAGUGAUGACAGAGGCUGAGAAGGUGAGUGAGCUGCACCAGGAUGUGAAGAACAACCUGGUCAACAAUGACUUUGAGAAGGUGAAGAACUGGCAGAAGGACUCCUACCACAAGCAGAUGAUGGGAGGCUUCAAGGAAACCAAAGAGGCAGAGGAGGGCUUCAAGAAGGCCCAGAAACCAUGGGCCAAGAAGCUCAAGGAGCUUGAGACUGCCAAGAAGACGUACCACCUGGCUUGUAAGGAGGAGAAGGUGGCGUCAUUCAGAGAGGCCAACAGCAAGGCAGACGCCUCAGUCACGGCCGACCAGCAGAAGAAGCUCCUGGACAAGGUGGACAGGUGCAAGCAGGAUUCUCAGAAGGCUAAGGAGAAGUAUGAGAAGACUCUGGAUGAGCUGAGGAAGUGUACGCCCCAGUACAUGGAGAACAUGGAGACAGUGUUUGACACGUGUCAGCAGUUUGAGGAUAAGAGACUGAGCUUCCUCAGGGAGGUGCUGUUGGACAUCAAACGACACCUCAACCUCACCGAGAACCAAAGCUACGCCACAGUGUACAGAGACCUGGAGCGCACCAUCACCUCUGCCAGCGCACAGGAGGACCUGAAAUGGUUCAGCAACAACCACGGCCCUGGCAUGCAUAUGAACUGGCCCCAGUUUGAGGAGUACAACCCAGAGAUCACUCACAUGAUCAACAAACGGGAGAAGUCAAAGAAAGGGGCAGACGGUAUCAUGCUGACCAACGUGACAGCGGCUCCGGACUAUGUGGCUGCACCGGCUGGAGACAGGGGCAGUGUGAGCAGCUCUGAUAAGAACCAGGCCUACUCCUCUCAGGACCAGUCGGCAGAGUGGUCAGACGAUGAGCAGGCCGCGCCAAACUCCGGCUCAGACACCAAUGGGGGUGGGGCCAACCCCUUUGAGGAGGAGUCAGCGAAGGGCGUGCGGGUGAGGGCGCUGUACGACUACGACGGGCAGGAACAGGACGAACUCACCUUUAAAGCAGGAGAAGAGCUGACUAAACUAGAAGACGAGGAUGAGCAGGGUUGGUGUAAAGGCCGGUUGGACAGUGGCCAGCUGGGCUUGUAUCCUGCUAAUUACGCGGAGCCCGUCUAGCUGCUUGUGUACGUGGCGGACACUGCCCCAUUGGUUAGUCACCCAGACUGAACCGUCUGAUCAUACUGCACAUUACCAGAGACUUCAAAGCAAUGCUUCCCCAUCCCUCCUCUCUACCUGAGCAACCAACACACAGACUGAGCAGUCUUUAUUUAAACACUCCCCUAGGACCCACAUCAGACAAAGACAGUACCAACACGACCAACACAUAUCAACCACAACACUGGGCUUGGGACCACGGUCAAACCACGUCAGUAUAUGUGUACCAACAACAAACACCACAACCGACAAGUGCAGGGAAUUAAUUCAGCAUUUUUGUGUAGCUGUGUUCUAUUCCAAUGUUGUGCAGUGGUUAUGAUGACAUUUACAUGGCAGAAAGGACGUUCCCUCAUAACAUAUGAUAUGGUUUAGUCCAUGGUGCUUGCAUAGACAGAAUGAGCUAUGCACUGUGCAUUGUAAACAUGUGCUGAUGGGUCUGUCAUUCCAUGUAAGGUUCUAAAAGUCCCCCUGUGAAACAGCAGCAGCAGCAGCAUGUGCUACUGUAUGACAUUAAUGACAUUUAGCUGCAGGAUCACUGACAAAUCACUGUUGAGCAGAGCAGAGCACAACCGUACUACGCUGUUGAGCCUUGUUCAGUGUAAUGGCAUAGAACAGUGUUUCUCUACCCUCGUUGUACCAGAGACUGGCAAGCUACGGUUCUCCUCUUUGGAUGACUGUUUAGUUGAAAAGCUUCUCUCAAGAUCAGACGAUGUUGGUGUCAGACAGAUGAGGGACCACUCAGUAACGUCUCAGGGGCCGGUGCCAGACCAUGGACCGAGGGUUGAAGAAACACCGGUAUAGGACAUGUUCUUUCCCCUAAAGCAGCAUUGAGUUAAUGUACUUCAUACCAUGUUGAUCAUGUGCUUGUGAUUUCCUGACCCCACUGCUUUCUGGACUCAUCACGUUAUGUUGUUUUCUUUUGUCUUAAAGUGCAAGCUGUGUUCAUUGAGAAAUAUGAAAAAUAUGCUUUAUUAUUUUGAUUUAUUUUGUCUUUUUUUUCUUUAGCAUGUAUUGGGUUMAGGUAGUGCAUUCCUCAGCCUAUGUGGGCCUCCACAAGGGUUCAGCGCAAUUAUAACAUUGACCCAACUCCACUAAUGGUUUAAACGGUUUGUCAUCAGAAAUGAACUGUCGCCGACCAAAUUACAGGAGACAAAGACAUUUAGGAAUAUGAGAGAAUCCUGGGAUUUCACUGUAUAGAUGACACAGUUAUAGUAACAAACGAACGAGAGCCCCACUGCCCCAUGCGAGAUACUAGAUCCUAUCCAUAGAUAUAAAACACAUGCAUUUUUUUAUGAAUGGAAAUGAGUCACCCUAACUGUAUCCCAGCUCAGUCUCUGUCUCUCUCCACCUUGCUGUUCCUGAUCUAACGGUCAUUGCAUACUCGAUCACAAUAAGCUGUUAAAUACUACUGAAAGUGAGCUUACUGUACACGUUGACCAAAUGAUUCCUUCUUUUUAGUUUAUGUUUUUCUCCUGUCAGUUGAAUCCUUAAUCCUUAACAUCAUUUUAGAAACUGAUGCCAAUGAUUUGUGUCUCUUAACUGGCAAAAUUGAGACUUAUCCAAAUAAUGGGGAUAACUUGAAUCUAUACAACACACAAUCCUUAAUCCUUGUCUACUGAACUAGUGAAUCAAAGAGAAUCUGCAGCGGAGAUAAUACCUAGAAAAUGUGUGACUGUUAUUAUAUAUAUAUAUAUGAAACAGUGUUAACACUUUAAACACCAGGGAUGUACUCUUAAUGACAAUGACACGGGGAGAGAAAGCUACAGUACAAAGUACACUGUUAAAAAAGGCAGAAAGUGUCAAAUAUUGAUGAGGAAACUGUAUUUUCUGCUGCUAGAAGUUCAUUUUGGAGAUCUGGGAUAUAGCUACCGGGGACAUUUUGGAGAUCUGGGAUAUAGCUACCGGAGGACAUUUUGGAGAUCUGGGAUAUAGCUACCGGAGGACAUUUUGGAGAUCUGGGAUAUAGCUACCGGGGGACAUUUUGGGUCUGCACUUCCGAUAGUGGGAUAAAACAUUUUAACCAUCAGCUCUCCAAACGAAACCCAAGCCUAGCUAAAUCAGUAAAUGCUUCACCUGAGCCACACCACCCAUACCCACAACACACACACACACUAACAGAGAGAGAAAGAGAGCAUGUGCACACAGACACUGGCUCAGUGCAUCUGGGAAGACCCGGUUCAAUUACCACCAUGAAAAGACACAACUAGUGUACAUGCUCUUUUAAACUAUUAUAGACUCCUUUAGCCAGUUCAACACACCAAUAAAGUGCAGAUAGUACACUAUUGACCCAGCAAACACAACGCAUUGUAUCUAAAUCAGAAUGAGAUUUACAAUACUGUUGUACACAUGUCAUCUAAUUUGUAUAUGAGUAUGAUGUAAAGUCCAGAAAUUUACAUCAUGCCUAUGGCGUUCACACAGAAAUUCACGUGAAGCCGUGAAAGGAUGGUGAAUAUGUAAAGAUGUUUUAACCUUUUAUUUGACCUUGUUUCGCACACAUUAUGUAGGGGAACCAGUGGUUGUGGGAAAGCCCUAGUGGUCUAGAAGUCUGUCUGUUUGGAAUAAUAGUUCUGUACUCUUCAAACUGUAGUGCCUGUUCAUCUGCAUACAACAAAAUAAAAGGCUUUAUCAGAACAUUG